GGAUUUUGAAUCAUACAGCCGAGCUAGCAAGCGAGCAUUAAUAAUUUUUAGUCUUAAUUAUCAUCAAAAACCAAGUGGCAUUUUGUGCAUCACGUAAAUUGCAACUACUUUGAUAUUUGAAUCAGAAAAUUUGAAGUAUAAAAGACAGAUUGUUGUAUUCUUAUAACUGGCCAGUAUAAUUAUUGACCUUAGUCGAUUCUAUAUUUUUACCGACAGUCAUUUGUCAAUUGUUUUUAUUAAAAUUUAAUCAUCGCAUGUUGUUCCCCUGAAACAUCAAUAAUUCCAAAUGUUUGCAUUUGUUUGUCACAACCUUGUAUGAACAUCUUAUUAUUUAGCACUUGCUGGUUACCGACAUGAUUUUUAAUUGAUAAUAUUUUUAAAUACAUUCAGGUUAUAGUACAGAAUUUCAUAAAUAUCCUACUGGUAAAUUUUUUACCAUUAAUUAACUGAUAAGUUACAUAUUGGAUGUUGGUACUGACGAUUCCGGUGCUUGUUUUCAUCAAUAUAUCCAAUGGAUUGGUCUGCGAUCAGAAAUCACUUUAAGCAGACUUGGUUGACAACAAUUUUAAGUCUUAUUUUGUUUUCGGGCGUGACAUAUUUCUUAUUAUGGGCUGAGAGUCAAACAAUCCAAAGUAACUUAAUGCUGGAAGAGUUAAUGUCAGCAGCAGAGACUAUUGAUGUUCACAUAGAAGAUGAGCCAUUGCGGUAUGAGGGGCGUGUUGUGCACAUUGUUGGGCCGUUACGCAUCCUUGAGCCAAUAUCGGAGCCUGAUUACAACAUACAUGUUCAGGCUGUGAAAUUAUAUUAUCGUAUAAUAUUAUUUGUUAUUUUUUAUAUGUCUAGAGAACAAGAUAACUUUCUCAGUGAGCCCGCAGAAGAGUCACAGAAAACCUACUGGUAUCAUAAAGACUGGAGGGACUAUGUGGUGGACUCCUCCCUGUUCUACAUCAGACCCGGCCAUCACAACCCUACAUCCAUGCCCUUAUUCAGUGAAACACACAUAGCUGAAAAUGUAAAAAUUGGAUGGCUUUAUUUGAGUUUGGAUGUAAAGCGGAAAGUGAAUGACUACUAUGAGAUUUGGUCUGACUCCAGGCCAGAGCGCAGUGACAUAAAACUACAUUCAGGUUUUUACUAUCACGGAGACAGUGCUUUAGAGCAUGAAAUUGGUGACCUGCGUGUUCACUUCACUUAUGCAGGCCGUGAAGAUGACAUUUAUACUGCCGUUGGUGUUAUAGAAAGUGGGACUCUCCAACCAUAUAGUCCAGCAUCUUUUCCCACUGCUGAUCCAAUAUCGAUUCUGCGUAAGGGCUCUUACAGUUUGAAACAGCUUCAUAAUUUGGAGAAACGAGAUGCAAACAUACACACUUGGAAGUAUAGACUCCUUGGUUUUGUUCAAGUUUUUGCCUCUGCAAUGACUUUGCAUCCAGACUGGGUAACAUUGUUCCUACAAUGUCAAUGGAUAUCAAGUAACCUAAGGCGCUGUACGCGAGUGUGGGUGAAUUUAGUGUUGUCAUUCUCCUAUACUUUACUCAUCAUAUCUAUUCCUUGGUUAAUUCACAAGCCAUCAUUCGGCGCGAUAGUGUUCGGAGGCGCGAUCCUGCCGCUCCUGCACUACUCCACGGUGCUCACUCGGCGGGAGCUGACGCCGGAGCCGCCGCCCUACACGCGCUGGAACGACGACAUGCGUUGAGCAAAUGACCCUUGUCGACGCACGCACCCUUCCUGCUAUUCCCUGAUAAGGCUCAGCUACAUUAUCGCCGAGUUUCUUGACAUGUUUGCGAACUUCGAAUAUUUGAUAUACAUUCUCGUGUCUGGAUGUGCCUGACUUGGCGAUAAUGUAACUAAGCCUGUGGCGUAACGCAGCAGUGUUCCGCGCUGAGCCGCGUUACACGUAGAAGAUACCGACCACUGAUGAACUUCUGUAUAAUAACGAACAGUACAAACAGAGCAAUAACAUUUGAUUAUCGUAUGGGUAUCAAUUAAAUAUUUUUUUUAUUUUUAUCCUAUUUUGGUUAUUUUUGCCUUGUUUUUAUUAAAGAAAACUGUAAUAGGGGACCGGCCUAUGCUUGAUUUUGUCCAUUAUUCUAUAUAUAAUG
Molecule: messenger RNA, 2096 nt
Organism: Manduca sexta (tobacco hornworm)
Lineage: Eukaryota; Metazoa; Arthropoda; Insecta; Lepidoptera; Sphingidae
Gene: Tmem43
Product: transmembrane protein 43 homolog
Biological process (GO): nuclear membrane organization
Cellular component (GO): nuclear inner membrane
Source: RefSeq, a predicted model, not a curated record